CGUCACGCGAGAGUGACGUCAGACCACGAAACAAGCAUGGCGGUCCUGCUUGAAACCACACUUGGAGAUAUUGUUGUUGAUUUAUACAGUGAAGAAAGACCGAAAACGUGUCUGAAUUUCUUGAAGUUAUGCAAGAUCAAAUUCUACAACUACUGUCUAUUCCAUAAUGUGCAGAGAGACUUCAUCGCUCAAACUGGAGACCCAACGGGUACGGGUCGUGGAGGAGAGUCAAUUUUCUGUAAACUCUAUGGGGACCAGGCCCGCUUCUUCGAUUCAGAGAAAGUCCCCAGGAUCAAACACAAGAAAAAGGGCAUGGUGUCCAUGGUGAACAACGGCAAUGAUCAACAUGGCUCUCAGUUUCUCAUUACAACAGGGGUGAGCGUGGAUUAUCUGGAUGGGGUUCACACCGUUUUCGGGGAGGUGACAGAAGGAAUGGAAGUCCUAAAGAAGAUCAACGAGGCCUUUGUCGACAAAGACUUUGUGCCUUAUCAGGACAUCAGGAUUAACCACACUGUAAUCCUAGAAGAUCCUUUUGAUGACCCCCCCAACCUGCCGGUUCCGGAUCGUUCUCCCGAGCCCACUAAAGAGCAGUUAGAUAGUGGUCGUAUUGGAGCAGAUGAGUCGAUAGAUGACUAUGAGGGCAAGACCACUGAUGAGAUGGACGAAAUUCUGAAGGAGAAAGAGGCCAAGACUCAGGCCAUACUGCUGGAGAUGGUGGGUGAUUUGCCAGAUGCAGAUAUGAGACCUCCAGAGAAUGUGUUGUUCGUCUGCAAACUGAACCCUGUCACCACUGAUGAAGAUCUGGAGAUCAUCUUCUCUCGCUUUGGAGCCAUAGCAAGCUGUGAGAUUAUCAGAGACUGGAAGACAGGAGAGUCUCUGUGCUAUGCUUUCAUAGAAUUUGAAAAGGAGGAGGAUUGUGAAAAGGCGUACUUCAAAAUGGAUAACGUGCUGAUUGAUGACCGACGGAUACAUGUUGACUUCAGCCAGUCAGUGGCCAAGAUCAAGUGGAAAGGAAAAGGUGGAAAGUACACCAAGGAUGAUUUCAAAGCCUAUGAACAGGACAACAAGACCAAGCUGGCCAUCAAAGACAAAGUGAAGCCGAAGCAAGACUCUCGGUAUGACCUGGUGCUUGAGGAAGAGGAGGAUGAGGAAGGGGGAAGCCAUCAGGUAUUGAUGAAGCAGAAAGAUAAGAGGCAUCACCAACACCAUCACUCUGAUGAUGAAGAUUUCAGAAAGAUGCCUAAGAAACCUAAGGAAAGUGACGAGAGUCGAAGGAACAAGAAAUCAGGUCGUCAGCAUUCCCGCUCAAGGUCCCGCUCCAGGGACCGGGACAGGGACAGCCACCAUAAACACCGCGACAAGCACUCGGACCGGCAUCGGGACAAGCACCGCCACGAGAGCAGCGACAAGAGCUCCAGCCGCCGCCACAGCCGCAGCCCCAGGAGGCCGAAGGACAAGGAGCGCAGGUGAGGGGGGUGGCUAGUUGCCCCUCUAUCCCUCUGGAAGCCCCGUACAUCUGCCCCCUACAUCUGCCCCGUACAUGGAGUGCCGUGCAUCGGUCACCGGUCAGCUUUCUGCUCCUCCUCAGGCCUGUAUCUCUGCUUGGCUUUCUCUCUCACUCCAUUUCUGUGUCUGACUUUAUGAAAGACUGUCAGCUGGAGUCGCAUCGCAUCCCUCAGCAGUGUCACUUCGGCUUUGACAGGUGCAUACGGAUGAUUGAAUAACUUUACACACAGGCAGAGAAAUGCAGUGUUUUGCUGGCGGAUGAGAUUUUUAGCUCUUUAGAUCAGUCGUUUAUCAUUUGUCGUUUGUUAUUGUGGGAAGGUGGUAUUAGUGUAAAAGGAAUCAUGAUCUGUUUUUUUGAGGGUGUGUUCUUGUGUUCGGAGAAGAGUAGUGUUAACUAGUAAUAUGAAAUGAAAACAAAAAAAACAGUGACACUGUUUUCCCUGUGUUUAUAUAUGAGGCCAAUUAACAUUAAAACACUCAAUGAUUUA
Alosa alosa (allis shad) is the source of this 1994-nucleotide messenger RNA. It is a transcript of the gene ppil4, whose product is annotated as peptidylprolyl isomerase (cyclophilin)-like 4. Gene Ontology annotation, molecular function: peptidyl-prolyl cis-trans isomerase activity; RNA binding. The record is from RefSeq and is a predicted model, not a curated record. NCBI's taxonomy places the organism in Eukaryota, Metazoa, Chordata, Actinopteri, Clupeiformes, Clupeidae. The coding region runs from base 37 to 1470 and encodes 477 amino acids. Gene Ontology annotation, cellular component: nucleus. The transcript is spliced from 13 exons. Gene Ontology annotation, biological process: protein peptidyl-prolyl isomerization.